AUGAAAAUUAAAGUACUCAUCAUUGGAGCCAUUUUGGCUUUCUUAAUAAAAGUUGUGAUUGGAUUCUUCGAUUUCUUCAAGAGUGUCCCCUUUGUCAAUACAUAUUCGAAUUGUGAAUACUUGAAUACAGACAUUGUUGGUCCAGAGGAUUUGCAAAAAUACAACUAGACAACAAUAAUUGUGGGAUCUGGAGACUUCCAUAAGUUAUGGUCGCAUGGAACACCCACUUUAGAGUAGCUAGGACUUUAUGCAAUCGUUAAUACUCAAGAUGAGAAACCAAAAGUAGUGAAAUUAGGAAUUUAGAAUUUUCCAAACGACAUUUCACUCUAUGUGCAUGGACUGUAUAUUAGAAAACAAGAAGAUGGGGAAUACAUCUACACUGUAAAUCAUGCAUAUUAACAUGGUGGAGAAAGAAUAGAAGUCUUCAAGAUCAAGGAUGAGCAUCUUAAUUUGGAAUAUCAACAUUCUAUAAUUAUGGAUGAAAACUAUAAUGGAGUUUUGAACGAUCUAAUAGUCAUUGAAGACAAUAGAUUUUUAGUUACGAAGUAUUUGCCUUAUGCAGAUCCUAAGGAAGGAAGAUCUGUAAUGACCCCUUCUCAUUUUAUUAAGACUUUAUUUAUUUGGAUAACUCAAUAAAAAACUUCAUAUAUAAUUGAUUGCAGAUUUCAAAAGGAUGCCACUAUAGUUUAACCAACAUGCCAAUAGUUGCUUGAUUCUUCUCUUACAGGAGUAGUUUUAAAUGGGAUCACUUGGAAUUAAAAAAACUUAGUUUGGGCUGCCGACAGCAUAGGCAGAUAAUUGAAUGAAUAUGAACUUACAAAUCAAGGAUUAAUAUUCAAAAGAUACAUUGAUGUCUAGAAUUCAAUAGAUAACUUAGAAUAUGAUUCUGAGAGAAACUCUUUGAUUCUUGGACUUAUACCAAAGAUGAGUAAUUAUUUUUCUUUAGAUGGGUUCUUGAAAGGAUUAACUAGAUUGGAUAGAUAAUCUAAAUAUGAUUAUUAUGGAACAGUAGGAGAAUAUGACUUAUCAUCAAAUAAAUUAAGUAUUCUGGCUUAAAAUACAUAAUUAUCCAAAGGAUUAUCAGGAGCAGUUAUUAGUGGUGAUAAUUUAUUUGUUGGAAGUUGGUGUGAUAUCACAGUCGUCAUAUGCAAGAAAUAGUGA
Messenger RNA from Paramecium octaurelia, 1161 nucleotides. The record is from the annotation of a GenBank genome assembly. NCBI's taxonomy places the organism in Eukaryota, Ciliophora, Oligohymenophorea, Peniculida, Parameciidae.